Anopheles coustani is the source of this 1278-nucleotide messenger RNA. RefSeq lists its product as uncharacterized. The coding region runs from base 136 to 1278 and encodes 380 amino acids. Lineage: Eukaryota; Metazoa; Arthropoda; Insecta; Diptera; Culicidae. The transcript is spliced from 3 exons. The record is from RefSeq and is a predicted model, not a curated record.
CUGACGUUGGCAUUGAUUCUAUCGACGGUCGUUCUGCGGCUGGAUGCUCGCUUUUUGAAAAUCACCAAACAGCCACCCGGAACCGUGGGGAUCGUGCCGAGCGAUGAGGACGGCGAAAGUGUGCAUUUCGUGCCGAUGGCAAGCGGUACGGGUGAAGGUGACCGCGAAAAAGCGAGUGAGAUGAUCUCGGUGAAACUGCUGAACCAAUUCCACACGAGAUCGUUCAAGGCAGACGAUCAGCAGGGAAGCUCGGAAACGAGUUCCCCCGAUGGCCGAUCACCGCCAACGGGGCCGAACUAUGAGACUGUAAAUCUACCGGACCAGAGUGAGCCUGUCAUCAGGGGUGAGCCUCCCCAGCUGAGGCCAUCUCCCAUCGAGCCGGAUCUCAUUGAUGUGAAGGAGAACGUCAUCGAGGACGACUUCUUGCCCAUCGCGCCGCGGGUAGAAAAACGGUUGCGAGACGAUGCACGGGUACCCGAAAAAACUACUCCUUUGCCGGCGAUAAAGCGAAGCAGCCCCGUUGGAAACAGGUCCACGUCGACGACGCUGACAACGACGACCACCAGAACCACGACCAGUAUGACCACGAUUCGGAAAGUGCGUCGAAGAAAGACGAUCGUGAUGAGCAGCAAACCGGCUAGAACCGACACCACCACACCACGGUCGCUUCCAACCACCUCACUGGCAACAACUAUGACCCCGAAAUUGAUUGUCCCGACUAGCCGGAAGCCUCCACCGCUGCCCCGGAUAGACAUCACCAAGCUCAACCUUGAACAUCUUGAAAAUGAACUGGUUUCUUUUCCGAACCUAUCUGCUCACCCACAGGCGUUGCAGGCAUCCUCCCCCUCUAGGCUGCUGCCGAGGAGCAUCCGGCCCCAGCGGAACAUCGCACCACAGGAGGCGGCUCCGAGCUGUGGCUGUCAGCACCGGAAGCGCUCGCUGGCACCGCAACACUACUCCUCGUCGGAAGAGAACGCCGACUACGACGAGUAUGAUGACUACGACUACAAUGACGUGCGGCGGAGUGCGAUCCCGUACGGCAAGCUGGCCGACGCCGGACCAAUGCUUUUCCCGGCCAUGUCGCGGCUGCUUGCCCCAGGCUCGUCGGAACCGGCGACCGAGGGCAGUGUCGAGCGGGCGGAAAAGGUCCAUGGCACGCUGGAGCGACUGAUGGGAAUCGUUACGAUAUUUUCGCACGUGGACGAGUUUAUUCAGCGCAAAACGAAGCAGUCGAUAAGACGGCUAGCUCGUUUGUACGAAAGUGAGGAACUGUAUUAA